CCCCCCCCCCCCCGCUCCCAAUUUGCCACUUUUACUACCUCAACAGGACUCCCCAACCAAUUUUGUGUCCCAUUUGCUGCACAUUUUCUUUACACUUGGCAAAUGGCUUUCAAAAAGUUGGUGGCUAUGCUCUGUUGCUCAGAAACAGCAUAAGAGGUUUGUACAAAGUUUAUUACACAAACGAGGGGACUUGAAGAGGCUUGGAUUGGUACCACUAGGAUCAAAUCUGCAGAAGUGCAUCUUCAGAAUCUGAGGCAAGUCAUUGGGGAUUCUUUUCGCACACAUGUCUAUAGAAAGACCUCUGCGAGUGUCUCUUUAUUGGGGAGGUAAAAUACAUUAUGAGGAUGAGUCAAUUUAUUAUUUACCUCGUACCUCCAACCGUACAUUCUCAUUACGGCAUAGAAUUGGGUAUGAAGAGCUGGUGGAUAGAAUUUAUCAAUAUAUGGGGGUUGAUAGGGGGAUGUUCAAGUUGAAUUUAUUUCUCCGCCAACCUUGUGGCCGUACCUCUUAUAAUCUCUCCCAAGUGUUGGAUGAUGAAACUCUGGAGAUAAUGUAUGAUGUAUGGAACGAAAUUGUCCCAUACAUCGCCGAACUUUAUAUCGAGAAGGAGGAAAUUGUCCAAAAUCCUCAAGUCAGUAGCAUCUUCAUUCCACCAACUACCAAUGUUGGUCCGAUGAUGUCGCUUAUCCAUGCAUGCAACAUGGCAAGUACUAUGGGAAGAAAAAGGCAAGUAGUUUAUUCUUCCUCUAGCAGUGAGGAGGCUGAAGAAAACUUGGACAUCAGUGAGGAAGUUGAAGAAACUGAAGAGGUAGCACGAUCUCUUUCGCCUGCACCUGAUUCUAGACGUCUACGGGGGAGAACUGCACUACAGCCCCAGAUAUUUGAUAGCGCUAGAUUUUCCACUCUGCAACACCAGAAGUGGUAUGAAGCACAUGCCAACUUGGAGUUCUUGUUCGAAAAACAUGUGAGCACCGAAGUUGAGAAUGCCUUUCAGAUUUCGGAAGCGUUUGACCAACUUGGUUGGGCGCCAAUUCUUCGACUACCCGUUUACUACUAUCCGGAGCUUGUGCGUGAGUUUUAUGCUAAUAUCAUUAACAAGGCGAAGCAUAGUGGUGAAAAGGUGGAGUCCUUUGUUCGGGGAACACGCAUCGUCUUGUCAAGGCAGCGUUUAGCGGCAAUUUUGGGUUGUCGUGACGAAGGUCCUGCAGUGGAUUUGAAAAAAGGCUUCGUCGCUCCAAACAAAAGAUGGGAUCCGACACAUGCUAUGGCAAGGUUCGGUCUUCAGUACCAACCUUUCCGUUCAUCGAGGAAGGAGACAAUUGUUGCUACAGUUUUUGAUGUUCGCCAUCGCCUCAUUAUCUAUAUGAUAGCGCACAAUGUGAUUCCCAAGAAGACGGGUCAUAGCGAGGUCAGGAAGAGUGAUAUCUACAUCUUGGACUACAUGUUCCAUAACCGGGAGACCUCUUACGCUCAAAUUUCGUUGCCAAAUAUCAUCAUCAGCUAUAUACGGUCAACGGUGAGACGUCGGACUACUUCUUUCAAGCUGGCAUUCCCUCGACUAUUCACAUUGGUGUUUGAACGGAUGGGGGUUAAUCUAGCUGGAGCUGAUCGACAAGUUGUCCGCCCCAGUACCAAGUUAUCUUUUACCUUGCUACGCAACAUGGGCAUCGACUUGGCUGCUUUCAUUCCUCCACUUAUGGAGCGGCGUUCUAAAGCAAGGCAUGGUGGAGAUGAUGUUGGUCCAUCCACCUCUACACCUCCACCACCUCCCCCCGUGCAUCAUCCUCAACCCAAUUGGCGACGGCUUUUCACUACCUUGGAUGAUAUUCAGUUCCAGUUGGGGAGGAUAGACGCUCGCUUGGCACGUAUAGAGGCUCAUUUAGGCAUUCCUCCGCCUCAGAGUGGUGCUGCAGAUGAAAAUGAUAAUUGAAGCUACACCAUUAGGAUGACUAUCUUGCACAGUUUUGGAUUUGCUUGCAUUUUGUUUUAAUCUGUGGAAUGUUAGAUGUUUAACAUGAUUUUACUUUUUCUGUUUUCAAUUUAGUAGAUACUUGUGCUUUGGUAGUGAUUCGUGAUUAUUGGGUAAUCUGGAUCUCAACCAUUGCACUGGGAAGUACUUCCUUCUUUCUUUUGUUUCUUUUCUUUCCCUACACAUUGAGGACAAUGUGUAUUCUAAGUGUGGGGGAGGAAAUGUGUAGUAUUUUUAGUAGUUUUAUGUUUAAUAUUUGGACAAGUUGUUGGAAAUACUGCUUAGAUUAAAUGUUGUCUAUUUUGGGUU
Molecule: messenger RNA, 2278 nt
Organism: Coffea arabica (coffee)
Lineage: Eukaryota; Viridiplantae; Streptophyta; Magnoliopsida; Gentianales; Rubiaceae
Source: RefSeq, a predicted model, not a curated record